This is a messenger RNA of Leptopilina boulardi, 1872 nucleotides long. RefSeq names its product glucose dehydrogenase [FAD, quinone]-like. The record is from RefSeq and is a predicted model, not a curated record. Gene Ontology annotation, molecular function: flavin adenine dinucleotide binding; oxidoreductase activity, acting on CH-OH group of donors. The coding region runs from base 49 to 1872 and encodes 607 amino acids. NCBI's taxonomy places the organism in Eukaryota, Metazoa, Arthropoda, Insecta, Hymenoptera, Figitidae. The transcript is spliced from 6 exons.
AUAUAAUUACUUCAAAAAGUGAGUCGUUAAAAUUUACAAAGCAAUAGUAUGUUAUUAUUUAAUAUCUUUUCUUUGCUUUUUAUUCUUUAUAAUCAAGCAUAUUGGAUAUCAUCUCUUCUGCCGCAAAAAUAUAUUUCCUCUUUAACAUGCAACUUAACUUAUACAACGUUAUUAUCAACAUUUAAGCAACUAAAUCCAGAUGAAAAUAUUCUACAGAAACUAGAAAAAAUACCAGAAGAUGUUGAUUUUAUUAUAGUUGGGGCAGGAUCAGCAGGAUGUGUCCUCGCCAAUCGAUUAUCAGAAAACAAAAGUUGGAAUGUAAUUUUAAUUGAAGAAGGUGGAGAGGAGCCUUUAAUAGCCAGUAUACCAGCAUCACUUCCAGCUCUUGAAAAAAUUAGUCGACAUUAUCAAACCAUAUCAGAUGGAAAUUUUUGUUUGGCAAACAAUGGAUGUAAUUACAUUUCGGGAAAGGUAAUGGGUGGAACAAGUAGCAUAAACGGCAUGUUGUAUGUGAGAGGUAACAAAGAAGAUUUUGACAAUUGGGCAAAAAUGGGAAAUCCAGGUUGGAGGUAUGAAGAAGUAUUGCCUUACUUCAUUAAAUCAGAAGACAAUAGGGAUAAAGAUAUUGUAAGAGAAAAUCCCGGAUAUCAUGGAAUCGGAGGCUAUCAGUCAUUAGAAAGAUUAUCAUACAAAGACCCAAUUGCAAAUAAUCUUCUCAAAGCUUUACGAGAGAUUGGCUAUAAUGACACAGACUUGAAUGGAGCCAAUCAAAUAGGAUCAAUGCACGCUCAAGCAAUUGCGAAAGAUGGUUCAAGAGCAAGUGCAAAUGUUGCCUUCAUUAGACCAAUUAGAGAAAAGCGUUCAAACUUAUUAAUCAGAACUAAUGCUCGAGUAAUCAAAAUUAUAAUUGAUACAGAAACAAAAAGAGCCAUUGGUGUAGAAUUUAUAUCAACAAAAACCGGAGCUACAAAAGUGGUAAUGGCAAGGAAGGAAGUGAUUGUAUCCGCAGGUACCAUUGAAUCAGCAAAAUUAUUAAUGAUCUCUGGAAUAGGUCCUCGGGAUGAACUCCAAAAACACAAUAUUAACGUCGUACAAAAUUCACCCGUUGGACAAAAUCUACAGGAUCAUGUAACAUUCAUGGGAAUUCGCUACAAACUACAAGAAGGUGAAUUUUUAUACAAUCCUGAUUGUGCAAUAAGACAAUUACAUUUAAACGAGUAUUUAAAAUUCAAAAAUGGUCCAUUUUCAUCAGUGGGCAUACCUCAUGCAACUGCAUUUUUACAAUCUCACCUUGUACCAAAUUCAUCUGCUCCAGACAUACAGUUCAUAUUUCUACCUAAUACUACAUCAACUGAUAGUUGCAUGUACUACAAUAGUUUCUAUCAAAAAAUAAUUUUAUUAUCUCCCAAGAGUAGAGGCUACGUGAAACUCAAUGAAUCCGAUCCAUUUUGGGGAAAUCCUGUAAUCAAUUUUAAAUAUUUUUCCGAUAGUUCAGAUUUGGAACGAAUAAUUAAAGGAAAUCAAAUAGGAUUAAAAUUGAUAAAUACAACAGCAGUGGGAGAAAGUAUUUUUAAAUUUGAUACAACUCCUCUAACAAAUUGUGAACAAUAUGAAUUUAAUACGGAAAAUUAUUGGCGAUGUUCAGCGGUGAAUUACACAACAUCAUUGUAUCAUUCAUCUGGAACUUGUAAAAUGGGUCCAAGGAAUGAUUCUGAAGCUGUUGUUGAUGCGAGAUUACGAGUUUAUGGAAUUAAAAGUUUACGAGUGGCUGACGCUUCAAUUAUGCCAUUUGUAACAAGAGCAAAUUUACAUGCUACAAUUAUGAUGAUUGCCGAGAAAGCUGGCGCUAUGAUUAAAGAAGACUGGACUUAG